GAGACGGGGACCUCGCGCCGCCCCAGCGCCCCCGCCCCGCGUGUGAGGCGCCGCGCCCUCCGGCCGCCCUGCCCGGUGCAUGGAGGGGCCCGUUCGGAUCGCAGCCGCCGCCGCCAGCGCGCGGGGGGAUGACCUGCGGGUGGCUCUCGGAGCCGGCUGCCGAGCAGGAGGUCUGGGGGCUUAGCCAGCCCUGCGGAGAGUGAGCUGAGGCCUGGGCUUUCUCUGGAAGUCAUCCCUGCAUACUUCUGUAAUUGGGCGCUAUGCAUCCAGACCUCGGACCUUUAUGGACACUGCUGUAUGUUCUUGUGAUUCUGUUUUCUUCUGUGAGUUCAGACUUGGCACCUUAUUUUAUUUCUGAACCACUCUCUGCGGUCCAGAAGCUUGGUAGACCCGUAGUCCUACAUUGUUCUGCUAAACCAGUUACUGCCCGCAUCUCAUGGUUGCACAAUGGGAAACAAUUGGACAGAAACACGGAACAGAUUAAGAUUCAUCGAGGGACUUUGACAAUUCUGUCUCUUAACCCUUCCCUUUCUGGUUGCUACCGGUGCAUUGCCAACAACAGCAUUGGUGCUAUUGUGAGUGGCCCUGCAACAGUGUCCACUGCAGCUCUUGGUGACUUCGAUCCAUCAACAAUGCAUGUUAUUACUGCAGAAGAGAAGAAUACGGGUUUUGUUGGCUGUAGGGUACCAGAGAGCAACCCCAAAGCCGAGGUGCGCUAUAAGAUCCGGGGAAAGUGGCUGAAGUAUUCCACAGGGAACUACGUAAUCCUCCCCUCGGGAAAUCUUCAGAUUUUGAAUGUGUCCUCGAAGGAUAAGGGAUCAUACAAAUGUGCUGCUUAUAAUCCUGUCACCAGCGAAUUGAAGGUUGAACCCAUUGGCCGGAAGCUCCUUGUGAGUCGCCCUUCCUCAGCAGACGGUUUUCACAUUCUUCACCCUGCUCUUUCUCAGGCAUUGUCUGUCCUCCCGCACAGCCCUGUUACCUUGGAGUGUGUGGUGAGUGGGGUCCCGGCCUCACAGGUGUAUUGGCUGAAGGAUGGACAGGAUGCUGUGUCAGGAAGCAACUGGAGGAGGCUUUACUCUCAUCUUGCCACGGCUAGCAUUGACCCAGCAGACUCGGGAAACUAUUCGUGUGUGGUGGGCAACAAGUCUGGAGAUGUUAAACACGUCACUUACAUGGUCAAUGUUCUGGAGCAUGCUUCAAUUUCUAAAGGACUACAGGAUCAGAAAGUGUCUCUGGGGGCCACUGUGCAUUUUACCUGUGAUGUUCACGGGAACCCAGCCCCCAACCGCACCUGGUUUCAUAACGCACAGCCUAUUCGCCCCUCCCCACGGCACCUAGCUGAAGGAAACGGACUGAAGAUCACCAGGGUUACCAUGGAAGACUCUGGGCUGUAUCAGUGUGUAGCAGACAAUGGGAUUGGAUUCAUGCAGUCUACUGGAAGACUUCAAAUUGAACAAGACAGUGGACUAAAGCCUGUUAUAGUCACGGCACCGGCAAACGUAGAGGUGACGGACGGAGACUUUGUGACCUUGUCUUGCAAUGCCACUGGAGUGCCUGUCCCAGUCAUUCAUUGGUAUGGCCGCCAUGGAUUGAUUACCAGCCAUCCAUCUCAGGUCCUUAGGUCCAAGUCCCGAAAGUCCCACCUGCUCCGACACAGGGACCCGAACCUGGAGCCUGUCUACUUCAUCAUGUCCCGAGCUGGCUCAAGCUCUCUGUCUAUUCAGGCAGUUACUCAGGAACAUGCUGGGAAAUACACCUGCGAAGCCACUAACGAACACGGCGCCACACGGUCCGAAGCAUUCCUCACAGUCGUUCCUUUUGAAACAAAUACCAAAGCAGAGUCGGUCACACCUUCUGAAGCGACUCAGAACGAUGAACGAGACCCAGGAGAUGCUCCAGAGUCUAGCUUGCUGCCCUUGUUUCCAGUGAAGGUGCAUUCUAGUGGAGUGGAACUGCCAGCAGAGAACAACGCCUCCGUCCCCGAUGCUCCUAACAUCCUGAGCCCCCCACAGACCCACAUGCCAGACACCUACAACCUGGUGUGGAGGGCAGGGAGGGAUGGCGGACUGCCCAUCAAUGCCUAUUUUGUGAAGUACCGAAAGCUGGAUGACGGCACUGGUGCAGUGGGCAACUGGCACACAGUUCGUGUCCCAGGGAGUGAAAACGAGCUGCAUCUAACUGAACUGGAGCCAUCGAGUCUGUAUGAAGUUUUAAUGGUGGCCAGAAGUGCAGCUGGUGAAGGCCAGCCUGCCAUGCUUACCUUCCGGACCAGCAAAGAAAAAAUGACAUCGUCAAAAAACACCCAGGCAUCCUUUCUACCUGUGGGCAUCCCUAAACGUCCUGUUAUUUCAGAGGCUUCCAACAGCAAUUUCGGAGUUGUGCUUACGGAUUCCUCUAGGCAUAGCGGAGUCCCAGAGGCGCCGGAUCGGCCUACUAUCUCUACAGCGUCAGAGACCUCCGUCUAUGUCACUUGGAUUCCCCGGGCAAAUGGUGGCUCACCCAUCACAGCCUUCAAGGUGGAGUAUAAACGAAUGAGGACUAGUGAUUGGCUGGUGGCCGCCGAAGAUAUCCCUCCUUCCAAACUUUCUGUCGAAGUUCGUAGUUUAGAACCAGGUUCAACGUACAAAUUUCGAGUCAUUGCUAUCAACCAUUAUGGUGAGAGUUUCCGGAGCUCUGCAUCCCGUCCUUACCAGGUGGCUGGCUUCCCAAAUCGCUUUUCCAACCGCCCAAUAACCGGACCUCACAUUGCAUACACAGAGGCUGUCAGCGAUACUCAGAUUGUGCUCAAGUGGACGUAUAUUCCAUCAAGUAAUAAUAACACUCCCAUCCAAGGAUUUUAUAUCUAUUAUCGGCCGACAGACAGUGACAAUGACAGCGAUUACAAGAGGGAUGUUGUUGAAGGUUCAAAGCAGUGGCACACGAUUGGUCACCUGCAGCCAGAAACCUCCUAUGACAUUAAGAUGCAGUGCUUUAAUGAAGGCGGGGAGAGCGAGUUCAGCAACGUGAUGAUUUGCGAGACCAAAGUAAAACGUGUUCCUGGAGCUUCAGAGUAUCCCGUGAGAGACUUGAGCACCCCUCCCAGUUCUUCGGGAAAUGGAGGGCAUGUGGGGCCUGCGACCAGCCCUGCCAGGAGCAGUGAUAUGUUGUACCUCAUCGUUGGCUGUGUGCUUGGUGUUAUGGUCCUCAUUCUUAUGGUUUUCAUUGCGCUGUGUUUGUGGAAGAGUCGCCAGCAAAGUGCCAUACAGAAAUACGAUCCUCCAGGAUACCUCUAUCAAGGGUCAGAGAUUAACGGGCAGAUGGUAGAGUAUGCCACGCUCUCAGGAGCAGCCCGGAUCAAUGGGAGUGUUCACGGAGGCUUCCUCAGCAAUGGCUGUUCUCAUCCCCACCAUAAAGGCCCCGGUGGAGUCAAUGGGAUCCUGAAUGGAAGCAUCAACAGAGGGCUUGAUUCUGCACACACAAACUCGCUAGCCAGGACACGGGUCGAGUUUGAGCAUUCCCACCAUCUAUUGAAUGGUGGAGGAGUGUACACAGCAGUGCCUCAGAUUGACCCACUGGAAUGCAUUAACUGUCGGAAUUGCCGGAACAACAAUAGGUGUUUCACCAAAACCAGCGCUCCCCUUCCUGUGGUCCCAGUGGUAGCGCCUUAUCCUCAGGACGGUCUGGAAAUGAAGCCCCUCAGUGCCGUGAAGGUACCCAUGUGUCCAGCUUCCACAGUUCCUGACUGUGGCCAGUUACCUGAGGAGAGCAUCAAGGACAGUGUGGCACCAGCACCUACCCAGCACACCUGCUGUCAGGACACGCUCAGUGACAUCAAUUCUCAUUCCACAGAAGAUACAGCCGAGUUCAGCAGAGGAGAUAGCAAUGGCCCUUCAGACGCAGAGGACAGAGCUUUAAGUUGGGAUCCUCUUAUCUUGUCAGCUGUCGUGGAGGACUGCACGGAGAAGACAACAUGGUCUCCUGGCCUUCCUCUAGAGGGGCUGCCAGUGGUCCUUCGGCAAACCCAGGAGACCUGAGAAAGUACACAGGCCUCCUCAUGUUCCCACUGUAAGCCAGUGACUGUACAGCACAGGCUGGGGACAAACUGUGUGAAGGACAUUAAUUCAAACCAGAGAAAACCGUUAUUUAUUUUUGUAGUAGUAAUGUCAUGAAUGUAUCUUAAAAAUGUGUGCCCUUUUAUAUUAUUUAUGUCUUAAGUAUGCCCUUUUCAUUUCUUCUUCCCCUUCAAUGGGACCCCCACACUACCAUCUAUAGUUUCAGUAAUUGGGAGAGCAUAGGGAUCAUUCUGUUUUCCAGAACCUUCAAUGGCAGUAGGAACUUGUGCUGGGUCCCGUCUUCUGGCCUAUUCAGUUGUGGGGAGGAGGAUUGCCCAAGCCAUUUGAAGUUUGCCAUUGUCACCCCCAGAUAGAAAACUGUCACUUAUCCCAUGUUACCAGACUUUCAGAGAACUUUUUUUUUUUUUUUUUU
This is a messenger RNA of Microtus oregoni (creeping vole), 4464 nucleotides long. It is a transcript of the gene Cdon, whose product is annotated as cell adhesion associated, oncogene regulated. The transcript has 20 exons. Gene Ontology annotation, biological process: axon guidance; cell-cell adhesion; nervous system development. NCBI's taxonomy places the organism in Eukaryota, Metazoa, Chordata, Mammalia, Rodentia, Cricetidae. Gene Ontology annotation, cellular component: axon; plasma membrane. Bases 261 to 4013 code for a protein of 1250 amino acids. Gene Ontology annotation, molecular function: protein binding. The record is from RefSeq and is a predicted model, not a curated record.